GAUCAGUUGAAUUUUUGGGAAACCCAGUGAGCACGUGGCCAUGGAUUUGCAUUCGUAUGUUGCUGCCAACAGUAUGACUCUGGCACAGAGACACCUGCCACGUCAAGUUAGUUGCACUCCAGACCGCAUCCAAAGAAGACCAAGCUGGAAGCGCUUUCGAGCUUGUUCACUUAGUGGACUUAGUUCACUUAGUUCACUUUCAUCACUUCGCUCACUUCCAGUUUUUCUAUUUACUGCAAAGGUCUUUUCCAAGUCCCGACCGAAGGUGUGCAGGAAGAGUAUCCGAGAUGCGCGGGAGGCAAUUAGACAAUGCCUGAGGGAAAACCGUACGAUGCCAGUCCUGCAGGCCUUGCCCGAAGAUUCUUUGCAGCAAAUCUUGGAUAAAAUGACUAGGAUGGAGUUGAAGCCUGGCGAGCACAUCUUCCGCAAGGGUGAACCUGUGGAUGCUGUUUAUGUCGUCGAAUCUGGAGAACUGAGUGUGGUAAAGCCGUUGAGACAAGGGGAAGAGGAGGAGGCAUUUGAAGCUACUGCUCUUGGACCGGGUUCCUACAUCGGAGAGCUGGGGCUAUUCUAUGAUCGAACCUGCAUGGAGGAUGUGUGUGUUCGUGGUGAAGAAACAGCCGCACUUUGGCGGCUGAGACGGACAGAUUUCUUUGACAUCAUUGACCGACUAGAGGAAGAAAUUGAAGGGGGUGAAUGUCAGUUGCCAGAGAUACUGGACAGGGAACCGGCGUCCGUGUUUGUAGUCUCUGAUGGAUCUGGCUACUCUGCAGGUGGAGCAGUCAACUUGGCACUGAAGCAAUUCGAGAACCAAGAGACCAAGAACUGCGAUACUGUCAGCAUUACAAGUUUUCCUUACAUCAGGUACAAGGGUGAAAUACAAGAAGUGGCAAAGCGAGCACGGCAAGACAAUGCACUCAUUGUAUACACUUUGAUGAGAAAAGAACCGCGUCAAGCAAUGCUGGAAGAAUUGAAUACGCCAGUACGAGAGGGCGAGAAUCCGCUUCGCGCAGUUGAUUUGUGGGAACCACUCUUGGCGUCCAUGGAGGAUUUGCUUGGCAUCCCUCGAAACACAGAGGUCCGAGCUACAAUGAGAUCACGCCUUUCUGAAGAGUGCAUCAACAUGGUUGAGGCUAUCGAGUUCACUAGGAAGCUCGAUGAUGGCAGACAGCCAGAGCUUUGGAAUGAAGCAGAUCUCAUUCUCAUUGGGCUCUCACGAUCUGGCAAAACGCCGCUAGCGUUCUUCUUGGCCCAAAGAGGCUUCAAGGUGGCCAACUACCCCGUUAUCCCUGAUGAAGAUCCGCCCGAGCAGCUGUUUGAUCCUUCUCUCCAGUCCAAGUGUGUGGCGCUCACAAUCCAGGCGCAGCGUUUGCAUGCCGUACGUUCUGCACGUAUGAGUGACUACGGAUCCUCCAAGUCCACGUAUUCCUCAUUGGACAACUGUCGCAAAGAAGUGAACUGGCUCAAGACCUUCUAUAUGCGGAAGGGCCCACGUUGGCCAGUCAUAGAUACCACAAAUGGUGGAGUGGAGGAGACUGCUGCCAAGGUGCUGAAGAUCUUGCAGCGCUUGAAAGGAGUAGAGAAAGCGACCGGGCAGUUCGCAAACCCAUCCAUCGAAUAAGCACUUCCAACACAAAGUUUGGUCGGCUGUCUCGGGAAAGACAAAGGAAACUACAUGUAAUUAUGACGAGAGAAAC
Messenger RNA from Cladocopium goreaui, 1697 nucleotides. The record is from the annotation of a GenBank genome assembly. NCBI's taxonomy places the organism in Eukaryota, Dinophyceae, Suessiales, Symbiodiniaceae.